AUGGUUAAAGGUGUUGCUCUGGUGAUGUCAGUCAGAAUGGCUCCUCCUCUUCCUCUGAUCUUUCUGCUCAUGAUUCAGGUGGUUUAUAGUGCUGAAUGGGGUGUGAGUUACAGCUCUUCAUACAUCUGUGCACUAAAGGGGUCAUCAGUGAUAAUGUCCUGCACUUAUAAACACCCUCCUGGAUAUAAGAUCAAGAAAGUGUUCUGGACCAAAACUCUUGUAUUGAACCAUGUGGAGCCUCCAAAUCUGUUUAAUGAGCCUGAAUACAGUCAGAGGAUUCAGUAUCUGGGAGAUAAACAGCAGAACUGCACCAUCAGACUGAAUGAUGUGACACAGAAGGAUUCACACGAGUACUAUUUCAGAUUCACAACUAAUAAACCUGAUGGAAGAUGGAUUGGUGCUCCUGGAGUGACUCUUAAUAUCACAGAUCUUCAUGUGGAGUCUCCUGAGAGCGUGACAGAGGGAGAUACAGUCAGUCUGACAUGUAAAAGCACCUGUAAUCUGACUGACAGAACAACAUUCAUCUGGUGGAAAAACACACAGUCAUUAACUGAGAGAAACAAUAAACUCCUCCUGCAGUCAGUCAGAAGAGAGGAUGCAGGCAGAUAUAGCUGUGCUGUACACGGACACAAACUCACAUCACCUCAUGUUGAUCUCAAUGUUAAAUAUUCCCCAAAGGAGACGUUUGUUGUGGUGAGUCCAUCUGGUGAAAUAGUUUUGGGUGAUUCAGUGACUCUGACCUGCAGCAGUGAUUCAAACCCACCUGUUCUGAACUACACCUGGUUUAAGGAGAAUGAAAGUUCAUCUGUUGGAUCGGGACAGAGUUACAGUGCACUACAGAGUGGCCAAGGAACAAGCUAUGGCCUGCAAGAGAAGAGUUUGAAAUGUUCAGCAUACACAACACCUAAUUUUAAAACAGAAAGUAUUAACCACAACGGCUCAGAGACUGAAAACCCCAAUGCAGCUGCCAACUUAGACAUUGGUAGGGUUGCCAUCUGCUUUGAAUGA
This is a messenger RNA of Xyrauchen texanus (razorback sucker), 1008 nucleotides long. RefSeq names its product B-cell receptor CD22-like. The transcript is spliced from 6 exons. Bases 1 to 1008 code for a protein of 335 amino acids. Lineage: Eukaryota; Metazoa; Chordata; Actinopteri; Cypriniformes; Catostomidae. The record is from RefSeq and is a predicted model, not a curated record.